Pangasianodon hypophthalmus (striped catfish) is the source of this 3373-nucleotide messenger RNA. Its product is annotated as P2R1A-PPP2R2A-interacting phosphatase regulator 1. The coding region runs from base 707 to 1381 and encodes 224 amino acids. The record is from RefSeq and is a predicted model, not a curated record. Gene Ontology annotation, molecular function: protein serine/threonine phosphatase inhibitor activity. The transcript is spliced from 9 exons. NCBI's taxonomy places the organism in Eukaryota, Metazoa, Chordata, Actinopteri, Siluriformes, Pangasiidae.
GGUGGUGUUGUUGAAGAAGAAGACCAUCACUAUUUGGUUGCGGGUAAUAUAUAUAUUUUUAAAAUGUGCUAAAUUAAUGAAAGCCAGACUCAUGUCCCGACUGAUUUGCAUUGGCGGUUAGCUUUAAAGAGGGAACGUGCUCACUCUUAAUUGCAUCAGUCUGAUAAACUUGUUUUUACGCAGUUCUUACGAUUCGCGUCUCGGUAUUAUUCGGCUGCUUUACAAACUAGCACUUAAACUUAUAUAGCUGCGUGGCUAGCUCACUAGCCAUCUGUCUUUCUUGCCAUCUUUUACAUUUAGGAAUUUCGAAUUUUUUAAAUAAAAUAUAUAUAACGUGAUGUGAAGAGUUUACUGAAAGUUUCGCUAAGUGCCAAAACUACUUGUGACUGGUGUACGUGAGUGGCUGGUAAACCUGUCGGAGCUAGUCCUGAACUUACUUGAGCAAUAACCCGACGAACUAGUUAGGGGAGUUUUGUACACCGUGUCCUGUGUUCAAACCUUACAACUUCUAACAGAAUGCGACUGAUAAGGGACCACCUGAAAUAAUCCCCGCUCCGUUAUCAGGCGGCUUUAAAUUGGACCGAGCACUUUUAGCGUGCGGCCUGCUGGUCAGGCUUUCGCCGCAUUAAAUUUUAAGCUCACGCCGCUGUGGAGCGCGCUCAGUCCGGCUGCCUGCUUCAACCAUACUCCGGCCUGCCGACGAGCCAUGGAGAGAAUGGAAGUGGACCAGUGCGCAGGCGCAGCUGGAGGGAACGGGGGCGGGGCUCUACGGAGGUCCAACAGCGCCCCUAUGAUCACUAAUGUCAGUGAUGGAAUGACAGUGUUCAGCUCAAACACUUCAGGCCGGUAUCGUCGGAGCAGUGUGUCUGUAAACCCAAGCUGCCCCUCUAGAACCCUGCCUUUUUCUCCAUUCUCCUUGUGCAGCGAGAGACCAGAUCACAGGCGGCAGAUGGAGAAUAUGGAAAUCACUCUCAGAGGGAGUUUACAGAGACUAAGUGCCUCAGCUACAGUCCCCUCACCUCCUGGAACUCACUGGCAUGGGCAUCUAUCACCAGAUUUCCAUUCCCAAGACUCUGGAGUCACUCCUAAUUCUUCCCCCAGUCCAACAAGAAGGUUCAGGGGGGGGUCUGUGAGUUCAUCUGUGAGAUGGCCAGUGGUUGCACCUUUAAAACGAAAAGGUGGAGUGGAAUCUGACGGUCCACCUAAAAAGCUCUUUGUUGCUGGAGUUUCAGAUCCUGCCCACAUAACUAGUUGCACUGUCAGUGUUUCCCAGUCAGUGGACUCUCCUUCAAGCGCUGUACCCGUAUGUCCAAGCCCUCAGAACAUUGCGCUCUCACUUUCUCCUCCCUCGCCGUUUACAUCCCAACACCCCAACAUCUAAACCACAUCAGUUAAACUGGCAGAGUAAGGACAACGUUUCUGUCUUUAUACUCGCCGCUUCCUGAACUCUGUUCAGAACCAUGUCCUGAGAUCAGCUCUCCAUCUCACUACUUGGUGCUUUAAGGAAUGUAUUUGGUUCCACGUUAUUUGCAGAAAAACCUUUCUGAGGGAACUUUUGAGGAAGGUUUUAUGUUGUAUGACUGAAGAUGGAAAAUGUGUCGAUGCCAGGAAUGGUGCAGUGCUGCCCAGUAUCAUCUGACUUGUUAAUAGUUCAUUUGCACCAAGGGCAAGGGUUUCCUUGCAUUUGUGAAAUAGUGUCAGGAUUUACACUCAGUUAUCAUGUUCAUGAUAAUGUUUUAGUGAUCGCAAUCUAAUCAUCAUUUACACAUAAGGAUUGCCUGUGAGCAUACAAAUAUGCCUUCCCUGGAUUUAGUUUUCAGCAGGCUCAGAACAUGCUUUUCUAAUCUCAUCCACAACCAUUGACGUCUUCCAAAAAGUAUUUUUAAAAAAAUUUAAUUAAGAAACUUUCCUUACAUCAGUAGACUGUUCAGGCCACAAGUGUGUUCAUAUAUGCUCUGUGUAUGUGUUUGUUUUAAGGCUUUGUUUUAAAGGGUCAUUUUAUGCAUUUUAUUAUAAUUUUUCGUAAAAAAAAAACUUCCAACAAGCCUUAGAAUAACAGAAUGCCAGCCUGCUCUAAAGCUUGUCUGUCACAUUGUUUUAUCUUUAGUAUGGAAGAAGAAUAAUGGAAGCAAUUUUCUGAAAUAUUCCCUUUUAUAAAACAUGCCCAGAAAAUUUUGCAUCAUAUAAGAGGCACAAGCUUUUACUAGCAUUUGCUAGCAAAAAUGUUACCAUAUUUAUUUUCAGGCUGCAUUUAUGUUGCAAAAGCACCCAUAUGACCCUAAGCUUGUAGUUGAGAAACGAACACAAAUGAAGCUACAUAAGCCAAUUGACUGUAAAAUUGUAUUACAUGUCAAUAAGAAGACAUGGUUAAAUUUGUUAGAUAUAUUUUUUCCUUUGCACAGUGUUAGACAUUAUUAAUGUAAGUCUAAAUUACAUUACAUAAGUGGGAUCAUAUUUCCAUGUUUUUCGUAGGGUUAUUGAAAAAAUAAACAGACUCACAGAUGUACAGUAUUGCUGAUUACAUACUUUUUUUUGCUGACAAAUGAAUUAAUGCUUCCAGAGCAGUCUUUGAGCAGGAGGAGGACUGUUGUGGAUCAUGUGCAUCAUACACUGACUAGAAAACAUCAACUUUUGACUAUGUUACAUUUCAGACUAGCAUCUCAGCAGCUCAAUUCUGACCUAAUAUUUCAACUUCAGCAUUUAUUUCGAUUUGCAAAGAUGAGAAGGAUCUUUCUUGAAAGAUUUCUUUAAUUGUUCUUGCCUUUUCCUUACAUAUUUUUUAGCUUUAUUGCUGGUACAAUGAAAUGCCUUGUAAAGUAAUUCCAAAGACAUUUGCACAUAUUGUCAAAGUCUCCAGUUGUACAUGUUUAAAUUAAUACCAAUGGAUCUAAGUUGAGUCUUGAAAAGAAUUGUGCAAUAUAGAUAUAAGUACAUCAUGGAAUAGAAAAGAUGACGCAAUCAUUUUUUUCCACAUUCUAUGGCUUCUCUCUUUCCUUUUCUUUCUUCUUUCUUAAAUGAACAUAUUGAUCAUUUAAAUGUAAAUGUAUUAUUUAUGUAAAGUCACAAAUGGUCAGUUUUGUUUAGAAAGCCUUUUUCAGUAACUUGGACAUAAUUGUUUUUGGUUGAAGUACACAUCACUUGAAAAAUGUUUUUUUUUUUUAAAUUCUGUUUUAGGUUUUUGUCUUUUAUUUCUCUCACUUAAAUGGGAGGCUCACUAUCUGCAUCUUAUAUGUCUUCUUUAAAAAGGAUGAAGGACGAGUGUUAAUCAGUGACUGUUACAAAGCUGGAAUACAAGGCCGGGAGUUGGGUUAAUUUUUGUAAGCACAUGGAGCAUUCUAUAAAAUGACAAAAAAAAAAAAAAAAAAAAACACAA